Messenger RNA from Cynocephalus volans (Philippine flying lemur), 1110 nucleotides. It is a transcript of the gene ASPHD2, whose product is annotated as aspartate beta-hydroxylase domain containing 2. The record is from RefSeq and is a predicted model, not a curated record. Gene Ontology annotation, cellular component: membrane. NCBI's taxonomy places the organism in Eukaryota, Metazoa, Chordata, Mammalia, Dermoptera, Cynocephalidae. The transcript has 3 exons. The coding region runs from base 1 to 1110 and encodes 369 amino acids.
AUGGUGUGGGUGCCCUUGGAUCCCCAGAGGACUGAUUGUCUGACCUGGCUUCACAUCCCCAAUAACAACGCCCCCAAGAUGUCGCUUGAGUGGCUGGUGGCCUGGAGCUGGUCACUGGAUGGCCUGAGGGACUGCAUUGCCACGGGCAUCCAGUCUGUGCGGGACUGUGACACCACUGCCGUGGUCACUGUGGCCUGCCUGCUGGUCCUGUUCGUGUGGUACUGUUACCACGUGGGCAGGGAGCAGCCCCGACCCUUUGUCUCUGUCAACUCACUCAUGCAAGGUGCAGAUGCCAGCGGGCUGCAGAACGGGUACGUGUACUGCCAGUCCGCUGAGUGCAUGCGCUGCACCCACAAUGAUGGCCUCAACCAGAAGCUCUACCACAACCUGCAGGAGUAUGCCAAGCGGUACUCCUGGUCCGGCAUGGGCCGCAUCCACAAGGGCAUCCGCGAGCAGGGCCGGUACCUCAACAGCCGGCCCUCCAUCCAGAAGCCUGAGGUCUUCUUCCUGCCCGACCUCCCCACCUCGCCCUAUUUCUCCCGGGACGCACAGAAACAUGACGUGGAACUGCUGGAACGGAACUUCCAGACCAUCCUGUGUGAGUUCGAGACCCUCUACAAAGCUUUCUCAAAUUGCAGCCUCCCACAAGGAUGGAAAAUGAACAGCACCCCCAGUGGGGAGUGGUUCACCUUUUACUUGGUCAAUCAGGGGGUUUGUGUUCCCAGGAACUGCAGGAAGUGCCCACGGACGUACCGCUUGCUUGGAAGCCUUCGGACCUGUAUUGGGAACAAUGUUUUUGGGAACGCGUGCAUCUCUGUGCUGAGCCCCGGGACUGUGAUAACGGAGCACUAUGGGCCCACCAACAUCCGCAUCCGAUGCCAUUUAGGUCUGAAAACUCCAAGUGGCUGUGAGCUGGUGGUUGGGGGUGAGCCCCAGUGCUGGGCGGAAGGACGCUGCCUCCUCUUUGAUGAUUCUUUCCUGCACACGGCAUUCCAUGAAGGCUCAGCAGAAGAUGGCCCACGGGUGGUUUUCAUGGUGGAUUUGUGGCAUCCAAACGUGGCAGCUGCCGAGCGGCAGGCCCUUGAUUUCAUCUUUGCUCCAGGACGAUGA